CUUGGGAGGGCGAGGAGGAGGGGGGAGAGAUAGAGAGGGGAGGAAGACUGGAGGAGGGCUAGGGUUUCGCGAUUGCGGGAGGGGGGGAGCCAUGAACGUGAUGCGGCGCCUCAAGAGCAUCGCGUCUGGCCGCUCCUCGGUCUCGGAUCCCGUGUUGCUGAUUCCUAAUUUCUAAUGCAUGAAUGCUAGGGAAGCUGCAACUGAAGAGUUUAUUGCAUAAAGAUGCUCUUGAUUCAUGUGCAGUUUUACCUUGCUUGAACUUGAAGUAGGUUUCAGAAGUAUUGUGGAGCAGUGGCUAAUUCUUUGGGUGGGGACUCUAGCAUGAAAAAGGUAAAGGUUGAGCAAGAUGUAGAAGGGAAAGAAUGUACUGAACACUCUGUGGUUGAAAACAAAGCUAUGGGUCUCGAGCAGCUUACAACUUCAGCUCACUUGGAUUCUGAUGCAAGCACAUCCAGUAAAGGUCCUACAACCAGACUUAAAAAUGCAGGUAUUGAUCAGCUAUCAAAGGAAAUGCAUGAAAUGACAAUCAGAAAUGAUAAGGCUGAUGGACACAAUGAUAAGAAUGUGAAAGCCACAGUUAUAAAAGGAAAGUCGACUGAAACAGGUCACUUGAUCACAACAACAAUAGGUGGUCAAAAUGGCCAGCCUAAACAGACAAUCUCAUACAUGGCAGACCGUGUGGUUGGCACUGGUUCAUUUGGUGUUGUUCUUCAGGCUAAAUGCCUUGGAACAGGGGAAGCAGUUGCCAUUAAGAAGGUUCUGCAGGAUAAGAGAUAUAAGAACAGGGAACUUCAAAUAAUGCAAUUACUUGACCAUCCUAAUGUAGUUCAACUAAAGAACUACUUCUUUUCAACCACCGAAAAAGAUGAAGUGUACCUGAACCUUGUACUUGAGUAUGUUUCUGAGACUGUUUAUCGUGUUGCGAGACAUUAUCAUCGGAUGAACCAGCAUAUGCCUCUCAUCUAUGUGCAACUUUAUACAUACCAGAUAUGUCGUGCUCUUGCUUACAUGCAUGGUGUUGUUGGGGUGUGCCAUCGUGACAUUAAGCCACAAAAUUUAUUGGUGAAUCCCCACACUCAUCAACUAAAAGUUUGUGAUUUUGGUAGUGCCAAAAAAUUGGUUCCAGGUGAGCCUAAUAUAUCUUAUAUAUGCUCACGAUACUACAGGGCUCCCGAGCUCAUCUUUGGAGCUACAGAAUAUACCACAGCAAUUGACAUGUGGUCUGUUGGUUGUGUUCUAGCUGAGUUUCUCUUAGGACAGCCUUUGUUUCCUGGAGAGAGUGGUGUUGAUCAGCUUGUGGAAAUCAUUAAGGUUUUAGGUACCCCUACACGAGAAGAGAUUAAGUGCAUGAACCCUGGCUACACAGAAUUCAAAUUUCCUCAGAUUAAAGCUCGCCCUUGGCACAAGCUCUUCCACAAGUGGAUGCCACCUGAGGCUGUUGAUUUUAUAUCACGGCUGCUCCAGUAUUCACCAAAUUUGCGCUGUACUGCUUUGGAGGCUUGCGCGCAUCCCUUCUUUGAUGAGUUGAGAGACCCCAAUCUGCGCCUGCCAAAUGGACAGCCCCUUCCUCCUUUAUUCAAUUUCACACCCCAAGAGCUCAGUGGUGCUUCACCUGAUCUGAUUCAGCGCCUGAUUUCUGAAAACAUGAAGUAAAUGCAUAAAAUGGCAGCACAGGUUCUCUCUGGAAAAUUUAUUUUUCUCAUCCAUCCGCAAGUCCAGAAGUCAUUGUCUGAUUGCAAUUAGAACUGAAGAUAACGAGUUCUUCUGAGCAAGGGAUGGAGGUUCCAGAUGCAGUGGAUCUGUGCAGGUUCAUUCUCAUGGGGCAGCAUCGACUGAAUUGGUUUUUCCCCAUUUACCUUUUUGGUUUGUUAACACUCAAAAGAGGUGCAAAAAAAAAUGUACAGUAUUUGGCAUUAAUGGUCACCUACUAUCGUGUGGUUUCUGUCAUUUGUUGUAGUAAAUAUAUUAACUCUGCGUAUAAUCAGGACCAAAAAUUUGCACCAUCUUCCUCAAGGUGGAUCGUGCUUAACUGUUUUCUUCAUUCUUUAGUGGAAUACUUUUCUGAGAUGCU
This is a messenger RNA of Phoenix dactylifera (date palm), 2071 nucleotides long. The record is from RefSeq and is a predicted model, not a curated record. Lineage: Eukaryota; Viridiplantae; Streptophyta; Magnoliopsida; Arecales; Arecaceae.